AUGAAGUCUCUUCCUUUCGUUUUGAUGCUCUGCCUUGCUGCCGCCGAAUCCCCCCAUAUCACAGAUACGUCCAUCGCGCCCAACUCGUCCACCACGCCGGCGCCACCGACACCGUCUGGAGGACCCAUCUGCGAAUGCGGCUUUACAUACUGCGCAUCAGUCCUCAUUGCUAUGAAGAAGCCCUGGACCACCAAGCAGCUCGCGGAGGCGUACUGCGCCACCCCAAACGCCGUGUGCAACAACGGAAAGCCAAACACUAGUGUCAACUCGGCGCUGUAUAUCUGUCUGUGCGAUGACCCCGGACAGAAGCUCGGCACGCACCUGGACUUGCUGUGCGACUGUGACAAGUGCUUGGUUGUUGGCCCGGAUUUCAGAGGGAGGUGCGAAACGCCGUGCCAUUCUGGGCAGUGCAAGAUCUGA
Metarhizium album ARSEF 1941 is the source of this 420-nucleotide messenger RNA. RefSeq lists its product as uncharacterized. Lineage: Eukaryota; Fungi; Ascomycota; Sordariomycetes; Hypocreales; Clavicipitaceae. The transcript is spliced from 2 exons. The coding region runs from base 1 to 420 and encodes 139 amino acids. The record is from RefSeq and is a predicted model, not a curated record.